AGAGCUCUCUUUUAAGCUUCAGCAGCUGGUUUUCCUUUCCUCGUUUCACACCAGCUUUUUGCACAGUCUGCGCAAUGCUCAAAUCAACCCACAAGCCGUCCGCAAAUGCACCUGCGCCCUUGCCUCCGGGCUGGACCGAGCACAAGGCCCCGAGUGGACAUACAUACUACUACAAUGCCGCGACCAAGGAAUCGACCUACAAGCGCCCUGGUGUCGAGACCGCCAGCACGCCCGCGCCCGCGCCACCAGACCCCCGCGCAAGCUAUCGCCAGUACUCCUCCGUAGGCUCCCUCGCUGAUCCUGCCGCCGCCAACGCCUUCCUGGCACAGUACGCACCCCAACCAAGUCGCCCGCCACCGCACCGCAAUGCCAACGGCCCGGGCAGGGGCGGACACCAUGGCGGCGACAGACCGAGACCUCAGCCGCAUGAUAAGCCAAAGUCCAAGGUGCCUAUACCGGGCUUCGAGCCGUGGAUAUUGGUUUACACCAAGUAUGGGAGACGGUUCGCCUACCACCCCGAGAAGAACGCGAGCUACUGGCGCAUACCGGAGAAGAUCCUGAAGGGUGUCAUUGACCUGGACAUUCAAGGCGCACUGGACAAGGCCGACCGCACGGCGAAAGGGGACCAUGGCAAGGCGGUCGGUGCAGCAGCCGGCGACAAUCAGCGCUCAGCUCUGGCGGCGGAAGCGGCGCAAGCGGCUGAAGAUGCGGAGAUGCAGGACGACGAACAAGCGGAAGAGCUUGACUCAGACUACGAGGAAGUAGAAGUUACCGACGAUGAGGGCGCCGAGGGGGAAGAGGCGGCGGAUGGAGACGACGCACACCCCUCGAAACGGCAGCGAACAGAAGAGCCCGAGGAAGAGAUGCCGGAGGAAUUCACAGAAGACGACAUAGCAUUCCAACUGCAGGCAAUGGGCGCCGAUUAUGGUCUCGAAGCGGGUGAAUACGACGACGGCACCGAUCCCUCCACCUGGCCAGAAGGAACCGAGGGCUUACCCAUAUCCGAUGAAGAUGCGCAAGAGCUCUUCAAGGAUCUCCUGAACGACUACGGCAUCAGCCCCUUUGCCCCCUGGGACAAGCUCAUAGAGGAUGGCAAGGUUGUCGAUGACCCGCGAUACACCAUUCUCCCCAACAUGAAGAGCCGUAAGGAUACCUGGGAGGAGUGGUCGCGGGCACAGAUCCAAAUCAUCAGAGCCCGCCGGGAACGGGAGGAGAAGAAAGACCCUCGGAUACCGUACCUCGCCUUCCUGAAGGAAAAGGCAAACCCGAAGUUAUACUGGCCCGAAUUCAAGCGGAAAUUCAAGAAAGAGCAGCCGCUGCGUGACACCUCGCUGUCCGACAGGGAGCGCGAGAAGCUGUACCGCGAGUACGUGGGCAGACUGAAGGUGCCCAUAGACACGCUGAAGAAGGAUUUGUCCACCUUGCUGAAAAGCGUCCCAACCAAAGACCUCAACAACAAGACCAUGCUGGAGAAUCUGCCAAGUCAGGUGUUGGCCGAUGUGAGAUACAUAUCUCUGGACGCAAAGACUAGAGACCCGUUGAUCGAGGCAUACAUCGAAACACUGCCACCACCACUCGAGGAGGGAGAGGCUCAAGAGGACGAAGCGGCACGGAAGGCCAGGGAAGAUAGAAGGAAGCGCGAGAAGGCUCUGGAGGAUCGCGAGAGGCAGGUCGCAGAGGAGAAGCGGCGGCAAAGGCGCCAACUGGAACAUGGAAGGGCGGCCCUGAGAGAGGAGGAGCGGGAACUGGAGGCCGCAAUGAAGAUCGGCAAGCACGGCAUUCAGAGCCAAUUGCUGAAAGAACGGGAGCAGGGACUGCUCGACGAGGGCGCUGCAAAGGAAGGCGGCGGUUAGAACCACGACGGGUUGCUCUGCAUGGUCACUGUACAUAUCUCCGUGCAAUAACUGAUUUUAACGGGCGGGAAUACCCAU
This is a messenger RNA of Truncatella angustata, 1931 nucleotides long. RefSeq lists its product as uncharacterized. Gene Ontology annotation, molecular function: RNA polymerase binding; transcription coregulator activity. Gene Ontology annotation, cellular component: nucleus. The coding region runs from base 75 to 1853 and encodes 592 amino acids. The record is from RefSeq and is a predicted model, not a curated record. NCBI's taxonomy places the organism in Eukaryota, Fungi, Ascomycota, Sordariomycetes, Amphisphaeriales, Sporocadaceae. The transcript has a single exon.